AUGAACAACUCUAGCGAAACAGUGAAGUACUUCUUUUCAAGUUACGCAUUGAAGGAAAACGAAGAUAUAGCAAAAACUGCGACGCUAGAAUCAAUUCAAGCGGAAGAAGACAAGGAACGAAAAAGAUUUCUUGAAGAACAAAGCGCGAGUCCGGAGCUUGCCGAUAAGAUUUCUAUCCUCACAAAAUCCUUCCAAAACCAGCGAGAUUUGAUUUCUACAGAUCCGAUGCUGCUAGAAGAAGCAGAAUUGGAAAUAACUCCAGUUGAGGGAAUCAUCCUUCCGGGCAAAGAAAUGGAGGUUCACGUGGUCUUCAAGCCAGAUCGAAUCGGACAGUAUAAGAAAACUGUUUUCUGUGACAUUCAAGGCCGCGAAAAUCGAAUUCCAUUGACCAUCAAAGCUCGUGGAAUCGGGCCACAGCUUCGGCUGAGCUACGAUUCUGUAAAUCUUGGAAAAAUUUUUGUUGGAUCAAAGCACACUUAUGAAAUUCUGAUGAAAAAUCGCGGGGAAAUUGAGGGAAUCUUUUCCAUUCGAGAGACGAAAUCAGAAAUUCGGAACCAACUUUCUUUCGAUCCAACAGAAGGGAUUGUGAUGAAAGAUGGUUACCAACUAAUCAACCUGUAUAUUGAUGCACAACUUCUUGGAUCAUUCGAGGAAGAACUCAAGUUUGAAAUCGAUGGGACAAAUACAGAGCUGAGCCUCAAGGUUUCUGGUGAAGUUAUUGCUCCAACCAUGUCGUUCGAACUUGAAAAACUUAAUCUCGGCCUUAUCUCUACGAGUUUUGAAAAAUCAACGACAAUUUCCCUCAAAAAUGUUUCCCUCGUUCCUGUCAAUUUUGUGAUCAAGUCGACAGCGCGAGAAAUUUCAUUCGACAUCAAUGAAGGAUUUCUUGAAGCAGAGGAGUCAGUGGAGCUCGAACUGGUUUAUAACGGAGAUGAACAGAAAGCUUUUGAAGGAUCUGUUUAUGUCGGCAUUCCAAAUAUAGCUGAGCGUGUUGCAGUUCUUCCGAUAAAGGCUCAGGUUCAAUCACCACCUGUUCAGUUUACAGAAAGCAUUGUCGAUAUUGGCUGCUUAUUUCUCGGUCAUGAGUACCACGCGUCUUUGACUCUUCAAAAUGACCAUGCUCAUCUUUCCGCGCGCUAUCGACUUCUACCUCCUGUUGAUGCUUCCCUCAAAGUUGAGUCAUUUUACCCGGAAGGCUGUGUGGAUCCAGAUUCUAAUUUUGCCGUUCCAAUAACAGUAACGCCUUCCAAACUUGGCGCGUUCAACAACACCGUCGGCUUGAAAAUGGCUGGAAUAGAUGAACCGCUGAUGACGACAAUAGCUGGCACUGUUGCAGGACCUGUAUUAAUUCCUAUCGAGACAAAAGUAGAUCUAGGGAAUGUGAAAGUCCUCGUGCCACAAAAAACUCCUCAUAAAAUCAUGCUGCAGAAUGAGUCGCCGAUUCCCGCGAAAAUAUCUGUCUCAAUGAGAAAAGAUCAGAAUAUUUGGAAGCUCGAAUACCCAGAAAUUGUGGAUCCAGCAUCGCACGCUGAUAUUUUGAUAAACGCGGUUCUCGAUAAUACUCUUGAUUUCAGGGAUGAAAUGGUUAUUGAUGUCGACCACACAAAUCAGAUCAUUAUUCCGGAAGGGAAAGAAAUUACCUUCACAAAUUACGGAAGAAGACAUCAUGCGCUCAUUUGGUUUGUAGCCGGUUACGAGCGACUUUCGCAAAGAGACAUCAACGAGAGAAGGGCUUAUGAAGAGCGGAAAAGAUCAAAAGAUGUAAAAUUCAAAAGCGCACCUGACUUGCCUCCACCACCACAGAGCAUUUUCGAGCUGUCAAAAAUGGACUUUGAGUUGGAACCCGGACAAAGUAUCAAAGUCAAGCUUUUAGGUUUAUCGCCGGAACCUGGAACAGUCCGAGAGACACUCCAAUGCCACGCUGUUAUCGGUCGGAAAAAAGGUCGAGAGAGAAUCUUCAGCAUUCCAAUUCACUGUCAAUUCAUCGAACCAGUCCUUCUUAUUUCCCACAAGAAACUAGAAUUCAGAUUCGAUAAGGAUACUAAAGACGAGCUUCAGGAUGUUGAAGGAUCAACAGAAAUUACAAAUAGUGGAGAUGUCGAUUUACGAUUUGAUCUCAAAACUGUUUCGCCAUUUUAUGUUGGAAAAGUCGGUGAGAAAUGUAUCAGUCACGUUUUAUUCCCUGGCCAAACAGUAGAAGUCAACGUCGUUUUCCAUACUGGCUUCCAGAAGCAUUACAGAUCUUCAAAAACGAUUUCUCAGCUUCUCAUCGAUUACAAAGAUCAUCCAAGUCAGGAUGUCGUCGAGCUUGUUGGCGAACUAAACUUUCCGAACAUCGAGUUCAAUCACGCGGACAUCAAUUUUGGCCCGAUCAGAAACGGAGCUGAAAAGGCAGCAGUUGUUACAAUGUCGAAUAAAUCGCCAAUGACGACAGAGUAUCGCUGGUGGUUCGAGAUUGAGGAUGAGUUAGGAGUUUUCUCAAAGCGAAAAGAACAGCAGGACGCUCUUGUUCGAUCUGCAUCUGGGCUUGGUACAAGUGCGCCCUCUCGUGAAGCCACGAAUACUGAUGGAACAGAACCUGAGCUUGCUGAUUUAGCCAGAGAUUUACCCGGUAUCGACGAUGUUUUCGACAUUCGUCCAAUUUUCGGCAAACUGGAGCCUGGGGAGCAAAUUCAAACAACAAUUCUAUUCAAUGGUCAUCAAGACAUCAACGCUCUCUGCAGAGCUGUUUGUGAAGUGGACGGCGGGCCACAGUACGAGUUGAACAUUGCUGGAGCUUCUGCUGAUGUGAGAUACAGUGUGUCAAGCGAGACGAUAAAAUUUAGAGAAGUGAUGUUCGACAGUUUGGCGGAGAGACAAUUCACGCUCAAGAAUACUUCUUUUGUUCCUUUUGAUUUCUGUCUUUUGGGAGGAAUAAAAGAUUUGUCAGCAAUCAAUCACGAGUUUUUCAUAUCUCCAUUUCAUGGUCAUCAUCUUGGAUCCUUAAGGGUCCUUAAGAUUACGAUAAUUUAUCUUCCUGGUUUCCCGCACAACUUUGAGAAAGCAUUUUCUCUUAUUGUUGCGAAUUUUCUUCCGGCUGAGAUGAAAAUUUCUGGAAAUGCAGUCUUCCCAAGAAUAUCCCUUGAUUUGCCUAGAAAAGGAGGAGACGAAGAUCUUUCUGCUAUCAUCGAUAAUAUUCGUGGAGAUAUGGAGAAGGAGCGGCCGGAUAUUUCCGAGCGUGAAAUCGAACUAGAAGCAGAAAGACUCAUCAUUUCGGCAAAAGCCCAAGAUAUGCCUGUCCAUGAACUGAUGAUCUACCAAAAACGACCGCCUUUCUAUUUGGCAGACUAUGAGCUUGAUCUUGGACCGGUGAUUCUCGGUGAUGUUCGAAAAGCACUGAUUAGAAUCGAUAAUUUCGGAGACAUCCCUGUUGCUUUUGCACCAGAUCAAAAGUACAAAGACAAGAGAUUCUUCAUUGAUCCUCGACUUCCAUUGCACCAGAAAAAGGCAUUGAAAGAAGCUCAAAAGCCUCUCCCGCGAAUAUUUCAAGUAAUACCAGAAGAAGGCGUUCUAGCACCGGGAGAACGAUCUACAGUUCAGGUGGAAUUCAUGCCGACAGAAGAAAGCACUUUCGAAGAAAAUCUUCUCAUCUUUGUUGAAAACUCGACCCAACGAAUGGAAUUUAACGUCUCUGGCUCUGGGGUUUGUCCAAGUCUCAUUUUCUCCAAAUCACCGAUUGAGCUCGGUCCAAUUAUGCCUGAUUCUGCGGGAGCAACAGAGAUAUUCAGUAUCAAAAAUAACUCGAAAGUCGAGGUAGAAUUUUACUCGUUGGACUUUGAUGAGAAAUAUUUGAAAGAAGAAGAGAUGAUAAGAAAUUUGGCCGAGAAGUAUUUCAAUGCAUUCCAAAAAGUAAGAAUGCCGACUCGAAGACCCGGUCAGAGCUUACCCUUUAUCGAAUACAUCAAGGAAGAGACUCCUCCUUCCGUUUCAGAAGACGACGAAUUGAUCAAAACUGAGCCUAAGGACCCUCUCGAGCUCGCGUUGGAAAAACAUUCUGGAAUCGAUAAUUCGGGGGCUGCGAGCAAAACAGCUCGCGAAAAGUGCGAAGAAGAGUCAAGAAGAUUGGAACAGGAAAAAAUGAAUGCAUUGGAAUCAGAAAAUACGACAAAGGAAGCUCCUGCAUUGAGAGAUGAUGCAUCUGUGAUGACUAUGAGAACCGGCGUCACUCAGAAUACAAGCAAGCCAUCAAAAAGAGGAGGGAAGGUCAAGAAUAUCCCGGAAGUCCAAAGCCUUCUGACCCAGAAAAACAUCGAGCGUCUCGAAAGCGAACUUACCGACGCUGCAGAAGCCAACCGCCCACUGGUCUCAACAGUUUUACCAGUCGAUCUCGCCGCUGAAAUCAUCUCAGAAAAACUUCAAGAAAAAGAGUUCUAUAAAGGAGUUAUAUUCGAUGGAAUAGAGUCGAGUUUUCUGACAAAGCUCAAGGAUAGCAUAGAAGUUUUGCUGGCCACCGGACGGAGAAAAGGCAGAAAAAUCUCAGAACAAACUGGUCUUCCUGAACAAUCACCAGCUGAAAAACUUAUUGCGUUCCGCUUUUUCAAUGCUGCUGAAACGCAACUUGAGCCGAGUGAUAAAGUAGAGUGGAUAUUGAAAUACUGGAAUAUGGUCGAACAAGAUGUUAUCUCACAAGAAGAGAGAAUUGCGGCAGAGAUUGAGAACGAAUUGAAAAAGGAAGAAGUCGGCGUGAUAAUGAUCGAAAUUGAAGCUGAGUGCGAGCCCCUUUCGCUCGAAAAAAUCUACGACCAGCUACCAACUGUUGAAGAAGUAGACGACGAUCUCGGUCUUGGAGUGAACGGACCACCGAUUCCUGAGCCAAUCGAAUUCUCGGUCGUUCCAAAGCCGCAAAAACGCCACCCGCCUUAUCACGACAAGCAAAAGUUCUUUAAUCUAAUUGCUUUGAAUCAAGACGAUCCAAAUAUCAACUCAGAUGAUCGUAUUCAAGAAUCACUGACAGAAUAA
Messenger RNA from Oikopleura dioica, 4998 nucleotides. The record is from the annotation of a GenBank genome assembly. NCBI's taxonomy places the organism in Eukaryota, Metazoa, Chordata, Appendicularia, Copelata, Oikopleuridae.